AAAUUCUGCUGUUCGCGCGGUCACGGGGAUUGUCACAAGGCAAAGCAUCACAAACACAACAAAGUCAAGAAAAUGUUGAAUGCGCCGGGCUCUAGCUCCUCUCUGAAACCAGUCGAGGACUCGUCUAACGCAGCUACUUCGUCAUCAAAUGAUACGUCACCUCAAAGUUUUUCUUCCUCUUCAUCGCAGGACCUCGUCGCAGGUCUAUCAUCUCUACACAUUCCCAUUGUAAACGGAUCCACCAGCAAUGGGGCAUCUGGUCUGCUGAGCUAUCUGAACAAUCGAACGGCCGAGGACAUAUGCAUGAUCAAGGAAACCGCGGAAGGUUUUGCGUCGUGCCUCGCUGCUGAUCACGCAGUAGUGCUAAAUCCUGACGUGGAUUCUCCUUUUGUUGACGCAGUAGACGUUGUCCAUCGGCUUCUUCCCUAUCACGUCCUGCAACAACCAGAAGAAGAUCUGAGGAUCGUUACAGAAAGGAGACGUGCGAAAGGAAAGGGGAAGGCCCGCGAUACGAUCCGAGAUGAAAUUGAAGACACUGAAUUUGCCCUGGAAUGUCACCGUCGACUGAGGAAACUUGAGUCGCGAUUUCGACGCGCCAAAAUAAAGUCCGGCAUGCGCCCUUCUCCAGAUGAUCAAGGAUACGUGCUAGCUCAAGCUGUGGUGGAGUACGAACGGGCAGAGACAUCAUCUGUCAGCACAGAGUUACGCAACGCACGGAACGAACUAGACGCGUCACAGCGUGAAAAGCGCAUCGCAGCCAAUGUUACUGUCAGUUCCUUUCGUUCAACCUAUUAUCCUCAAGCCUCGCAAACCCAGUACUAUCGCACGUACCCAUACGCAUUCACUCAACCAUAUACCAAUACCUCUCAAGGGACUACAAAUUCGAGUUUUUACUCGACGCCCACAUCAGCUCCCUCGGCCGCUCCCACUACAACAUCGGCUUCUACUGCAAUUCCGGUACAGCUUCCCGUUAGUUCGUUGCCCGCCUUACACGCUCUCGGAAUAGUGCCGAUUCCUGCUACUUCUCUCCCGCCCGCAGAUCAGCCGCAGCCGCCAGCUGUGCUACGGGGGUCUACUUCCAAUGGAACAAUUUUGAGUCUAGAGAUAAAUGUGUCACUACUACAGUCGCCGCAAGUGAGCGGGCUGGCAUAUUUAUUGAAUACUAUGAUGUCGAGGGGUACAACUUCUGGGCAAGGGAACGCUAGUUCGACGACAGGGGGGCAGCCUUCGUCUGUAGUUACGUCCGACACCGCGGCCUCAUCACAUACGGAUGGCUCGCCUGGAGAAUAAUCAAGUAGGGAGAUGGGCCAGCAUAAUGGGGCUGGCGGUAGGACAAUCGUUGUUCCUGCCCUGGGGUAAUACCAAUUAUAGUAAUAGCUUGUUGUACGCCGUGUUAGCGAAGGUAGUCUCUGGCCUAUAGUACAUAAUUCGUGAAACAGUAUCAUUCCAGCUUCU
Molecule: messenger RNA, 1455 nt
Organism: Suillus plorans
Lineage: Eukaryota; Fungi; Basidiomycota; Agaricomycetes; Boletales; Suillaceae
Exons: 4
Coding region: 73-1290 (405 amino acids)
Source: RefSeq, a predicted model, not a curated record